This is a messenger RNA of Merops nubicus (carmine bee-eater), 1045 nucleotides long. RefSeq names its product glyoxylate reductase/hydroxypyruvate reductase-like. Bases 1 to 987 code for a protein of 328 amino acids. The record is from RefSeq and is a predicted model, not a curated record. Gene Ontology annotation, cellular component: cytosol. Gene Ontology annotation, molecular function: hydroxypyruvate reductase [NAD(P)H] activity; glyoxylate reductase (NADPH) activity; NAD binding. The transcript is spliced from 5 exons. Lineage: Eukaryota; Metazoa; Chordata; Aves; Coraciiformes; Meropidae.
AUGGCAGAAGACGACUUGCCAGGUGUUUUGAUUCUGGAUGUAGGAGGAAUUCAUGGUGUGCUAGAAGACCUUGCAGCACUUCUGAAGAAACACUUUCGCCUUGUCACCAUGAAGGAAUUCCUUGAAAACAAAAAAGAAAUGAGAAAAAAAAUCCAAGCUGUUUUUGUGUUUGAGUGUAGACCAACUAUUGACCGGGAGCUUCUAGAAAGCCUGCCCAAUGUAAAGGUGAUUGGAAACUCUGGAGUUGGGGUUGAUCACUUAGACUUGAAAAUGAUUGCUAACUUUGGUGUGAAAGUGACCAACACCCCACACGCCGUGGCAGACUCAACAGCAGACAUGGGAAUGGCCUUGAUGCUGGCCUCUGCCAGGAGACUAGUGGAAGGCUGCCAGAUUGCAGUUUCUCCAGACACAAAGAAUUUUGCUGUUGACUGGCUGGGAGUGGAAGUAACCAGAGCAACACUUGGGAUCAUCGGGAUGGGCAACAUUGGAUACAAAGUGGCUCAGAGAGCCAGAGCCUUUGACAUGAGGAUCCUGUACCAUAACAGGAACCAGAGAAGAAAGGAGGAGGAGGACACAGUUGGUGCCUGCUACUGUGAGAAGAUGGAAGACUUGCUGAAGCAAUCUGACUUUGUUAUGUUGGUUGUGAACCUGACUUCUGAGACUCAGAAACUGAUUGGGAAAAAGGAGCUGGGACUGAUGAAACCCACAGCGACUCUUAUAAACAUCAGCCGAGGUGCAGUUAUUGAUCAAGAUGCAUUGGUAGAAGCUCUCCAGAAUAAGGUUAUUAGGGCUGCUGCCCUGGAUGUGACAUAUCCUGAGCCUCUGCCAAGAGCUCAUCCUUUAUUAAAAUUAAAUAACAUCAUCAUAACCCCCCACAUUGGAACUGCAACAGUCCAAGCUAUCCGUAUGAUGGCAGAAGAAGCAAUAGUAAAUAUGCUGGCUGUUCUCAAUGGCCAGCCCAUUCCAAGUGAAGUGUUUCCCAAGUGAUGUAUGCCAGAUGAUACCACUAAAUCUCACAUGAAUGGGGAAAGCACUAUUUCUUACA